GGAUUCUAUUCCAUGUUUCUUUGACAUGAAACACAACAUUAUUUCAAAACCUAAACAAAUCUUGGAUUUGAUUGUGUGCGCCACCCAAACGCCAAGAUCGAGUGUAAGGUUUUAUAGCAGUAAAAUACAGUUGAGGUACCAGUUCCGAAGCGCGUCUGUAUCGGCAAAAAUGGCGACUCAGACUGUCUGCGAUUCAGAGAAGAAGUUAAUCACUCACGUCAUCUUUGAUAUGGACGGCCUUUUGAUCGAUACUGAGAAAUUCUAUACAGAAGUUCAGGAGAUAAUACUUUCGAGAUUCAACAAAACUUUUGAUUGGUCUCUAAAGGCAAAGAUGAUGGGGAAGAAAGCUAUAGAGGCUGCACGGGUGUUUGUCGAAGAAACUGGAAUUAGUGAUUCACUUACCGCUGAAGACUUCCUGGUGGAACGAGAAGCUAUGUUACAGAAGAUGUUUCCUACAUGUGACCUCAUGCCAGGUGCAAGUCGUUUAGUCAAACAUCUGCAUGCUGCAGGAGUGCCGAUUUGCGUUGCAACAGGAUCUCAUAAACGACACUAUGAAUUGAAAACACAAAAUCAUGGUGGGAUAUUUUCAUUGAUGCACCAUAUUGUCAUGGGUGAUGAUCCAGAAGUUAAACAAGGCAAGCCAUCACCUGAUGUAUUUCUUGCUGCUGCCAGAAGAUUUGAGGGUGGUUCAGUAGAUCCCUCAAAGAUUCUUGUUUUUGAAGAUGCACCAUCGGGAGUUCUUGCAGCCAAGAAUGCCGGAAUGUCUGUAGUUAUGGUUCCAGAUCCAAGACUGGAUAGCUCUUACCAUGAAACUGCAGAUAAAGUUCUGAGCUCACUGUUAGAUUUUAACCCAGCUGAUUGGGGACUUCCUCCGUUCACGGACUCAGCAACCUAAGACCUCUUUUAAGGUAAGCAAAAUUCCUUCAAAUAGAGAGAACCAUCUAUUCAUUGUCGUAUUCUGAAAGAAAAAAUAUUAUACUUCAAUGAGAUAUUGCAUACUCCUGUCAUCUGAAGUAACAUAUUGCUUUGAAUACACAUGUAUAACCUACUGUUUCUGAAAACACUAUCUGUUUCUUUAUUUUUCC
This is a messenger RNA of Cynara cardunculus var. scolymus (artichoke), 1085 nucleotides long. Its product is annotated as (DL)-glycerol-3-phosphatase 2. The record is from RefSeq and is a predicted model, not a curated record. Bases 26 to 895 code for a protein of 289 amino acids. NCBI's taxonomy places the organism in Eukaryota, Viridiplantae, Streptophyta, Magnoliopsida, Asterales, Asteraceae. Gene Ontology annotation, biological process: glycerol biosynthetic process. The transcript is spliced from 6 exons. Gene Ontology annotation, molecular function: sn-glycerol 3-phosphatase activity.